This is a messenger RNA of Sesamum indicum (sesame), 753 nucleotides long. Its product is annotated as protein DELAY OF GERMINATION 1. The record is from RefSeq and is a predicted model, not a curated record. NCBI's taxonomy places the organism in Eukaryota, Viridiplantae, Streptophyta, Magnoliopsida, Lamiales, Pedaliaceae. Gene Ontology annotation, biological process: DNA-templated transcription. Gene Ontology annotation, molecular function: sequence-specific DNA binding.
AUGGAAAAUAAUGAUGAAGGUUCUCGGCUCAGUUGCUUCAGGGAGUGGAUGAGCCUCCAAGAGCAAGACCUUUCUGAGCUCCUACAGUCACUUCGCCUCAACAAUGCUGAUGGGGAUGAUCAUACAGCAGAGCUGAGCCAACUUGUUGAAAAAAAUAUUAGGCACUUUCAAGAAUACCUUUGCCGGCGAGUCAGCCUGGCUCGAGAGGAUGUUUACCCCUACUUCUCUCCCACCUGGUGCACAUCACUUGAGGGCUCCAUGUUGUGGGCCGGAGGCUGCAGACCGUCGAUAUUUAUAAGGCUCGUUUAUGCUCUGUCUGGGAAGGAAAUCUCAUCCCGUCUGGAUGAAUAUCUUCAUGGCAAUAGAACUGGUGGGCUUGGCGAGCUCUCACCGAGUCAAAUCAACUCAAUCAACAGUUUGCAGCUGAAGACAAUUCGGGAGGAAGAAAAGCUAUCGUCAAAGUUGGCCAGUAUGCAAGAGGAGAUGGCUGAUCAGCCUAUUGCCAUCAUUGCAAAGGAACUGGCAGCACACAGUGAGGCCAGCACGGAAGCCGAGGAGGCCCUGAAGUCGCUUGCCGUGUCAAUGACCAGUAUGCUGGAAGAGGCUGAUAAUCUGCGGUUGAACACGCUGAAAGAGCUGAUGAGUAUAUUGACCCCAGUUCAGGCUGUCGAUUUUCUGGCCACCGGAAGAAAACUUCAUCUUUGCAUCCAUGCAUGGGGCAGGAGGAGGGAUCAAAAGCACGCAAGGCACUGA